CUGAGACACUAUUGUGAUUUCAACUCAGUUGGAAAUUUUCAAGCAAAUAGAAAUGACGAAAUAUAAUUUUUCACUAAGUGCUGGAGCGCUAAUUUUUAUAAUAAUUUCUAAUUUUAAUUCCGGAACGGCAGCCGUGUUUGAUGGAACUGAAUUAUAUAGGGUGUCUCCGGUAUCGGCAUCGUAUGAUGACGUGCAAAUUUCUCUCGUAAAAUUGCGACAGAAGCGACAAACUCAGCCAAUUUAUGCAAAAAACCAGUAUGAAAGUGUGUCACAGAAUGCCAAUGGAACGGCCAGCGAUGCUCACAAAACCGCCGAAACAGCAACAACAUCGAACAUAUCAUCCAUUGUAGUACCAUAUAAUGUAGCCGAUAAACCUCUACUGGGUGUAAAUGGUACUGGCCAAAGAAAAGAUUCUGGCUCACAGUUGUCACAGCCAAAAACCACGAUAGUUUCCGAUCCUAUACAAUCGACGCUAGGGGCCGCGGCCGGUUUUGUACAGGAAACAAGCAGCAAUGAUCAAUCGACCGAAACUACCGAGGAAAAACUUAUUGAUAAUGUGGAUGUGCCGGAUAAUGAAACCGUUAGCGAAAUAGAAAAAAACAGUUAUACAGUCAACGUUACGAAUGAUCACCAUAUAUAUUACAAUAGCUCAAUAUAUGUCGAUAAAGCAGAAGCAGACCGAGUUUGGGAACAAAUCAAAAAUACAUCUUUCAAUUCAAUGCUGUCGCAGUCUCAUCGUCGGGCAAUGACUGUGGAGUUGAGCUUUGAUUUCCCUUUCUAUGGCCAUCCUGUGCGGAAUGUUACAGUGGCAACAGGUGGUUUCCUUUACACAGGUGAUUACGUACACUCCUGGUUAGCAGCAACACAAUACAUUGCACCAUUAAUGGCUAACUUCGAUACCAGCUUAUCAGACGAAUCCUUCGUACGAAUCAAAGAUAAUGGCACUGCAUUCACUGUAAUUUGGGAAAAGGUGUCUUUGCAAGAUAAACAAGAUGUUGGAAAAUUUACGUUUAGUGCCACGUUACAUAAGAACGGCAAUAUUGUUUUCAUCUACUACUAUGUUCCCAUCGAUAUCAAUGCCAUUCAAGAUGAUAAGCAUCCCGUUAAAGUCGGCCUAUCUGAUGCGUACAUAAUUGACAAAACGGUUUUCUAUACGCGCAGGAAAACCAUUUACGAGUAUCAUCGCAUAAACUUAUCUAAUACUGGCAUAUCGAAUGCAACAAUAAUUUAUUUGCAAGCUUUACCUACCUGCCUUGAUUACAAAGAUUGCGCGGCUUGUAGCAACCAUAAGACUUCAUUUGAUUGUACGUGGUGCCCAACUUUAAACAGAUGCUCGACUGGCACAGAUCGCAAAAAACAAGAAUGGCAACAGAAAGGAUGUGAUCGUACACAAAUAAUGGAUGCGUCUGCUUGCCCUCCCCUUGGACAGAGAGGUAACAAUGCGAGUCAAGAAAGCAGCAAUAGCAGCACCAGCGGCAGUACCAAUACUACUCCCACAAAUGUGCCUAGCGCCAACAACGAAAAUGACACCCAGAAUAUAACUGAAAAGAGUGCGAAUGCAAAUGAGACGAACAGUGCUAGUAUUACGCCGGUGCAUAAUGACACCAAUGUGGCGAAAGUAGUGAAUGAACCUUUAGAAGCACAUGCUGAGUCGAAAAGCAUGGGGCUUGCUCUUGGCUUCCUCGUGCCCAUAUGUCUAGUGCUAACUAUGGUAUUGUGGGUGUUUUAUGCCUACAGAAAUCCACAUACUAAAAGCGGACAACUUUUAAUUCAGUCGAAGCACUUGCAUCAGGUUUGUACAAGCAAUAAUACACAAAAUCUUCAUUCAUCGCUCACAAUUCAUUCAAUCUAAUAUUUAUUUUAAUGGAACUCGGUUUUUAAUAUACAAUGGAAUCUCGAUAACUCGUAAGCUCGAUAAGACGAUAAUAGCUUGAAGUCAUAAGUCUGCAAUAACCUGUACAAAAUGCACAUAUAGUGGAAUCUUAACUCGUAAACUCCUUAAGUCAAAUACAGGGACUUAAAAGAACUUAUCUAAGUUUUAUAGUGUGUACGUCACGCUAUAGCGCCUCUGCCGCACAAACGUUGCAAAAUUAAAAAAUUCAUGAAAGCGUUAGAUAAAGCUAAUAUGCGUAUCGAAUAGAGAAUUUACUUAUCUAAAUUAAAAAAUUUAAAUUUUUCGGCUGCUGUUUUGCUUUCUAUAUCAAUGAAAGUGAAACAAACUUGGGGGGAAAACGCGGCUAAACAGGUAUAAGACGCGCAUUUAAUACCUACCAUCGGAAGGCCGCUUUCUGUUGUUGGAAUUUGUUAAUAAACUAGGGCUGAUGAUACCCGCGUACCCGGGUAAUAAACAUAUAUCGGUGCCGGUUAAACAAAAAACAUCCGGGUAAGGCGACAUAAAGCUUCAUGUAUAAUCAUUUUCAUGAGGAUAUAUAUUUUUUCAGUGAGAUAUAUUUUUUAAAUUUUUUUUUUUAAGUCUGGAAUGUAAAGGACUAUGUACACUACACUAGGGCUAUUACUUUUUG
Molecule: messenger RNA, 2522 nt
Organism: Rhagoletis zephyria (snowberry fruit fly)
Lineage: Eukaryota; Metazoa; Arthropoda; Insecta; Diptera; Tephritidae
Product: plexin domain containing lethal (1) G0289
Source: RefSeq, a predicted model, not a curated record